AACUUCCAGCUGACUUCAGAGGGUUCGUAGAAAUGAGUGGGGGUGUUGUGAGUGUUUUCAGAGAUCAUCUGUCAAGUGUCAACCAACAGAAUUGACAGUUAAACAAUGAGAAUUUGACAUUCCGUUUCGUUCAAUUCUCAUUACACAACAAGAAUGUCUGCUAGCUAUUAUUUUGUCAUUGUGGGGACUGAGGACAAUCCACUCUUUGAGAUUGAGUUCAGUGGGUCCAGUAAAGACACUAAGAAAGAGGAUCAUGCCCACCUGAAUCAGUUCAUAGCCCACGCCGCCCUCGAUCUGGUGGACGAGCACAAGUGGAAAACCACGAAUAUGCAUUUGAAAGUGAUCGACAAGUUCAAUCAAUGGUUCGUCAGUGCAUUCGUCACUGCUACGCAAAUUAGAUUCCUCAUGGUUCACGAUGCGAAGAAUGAGGAUGGGAUCAAGAACUUUUUCAACGAGAUGUACGAGACUUACAUAAAGUAUUCAAUGAAUCCAUUCUACAAGAUAAACUCUCCAAUAAACUCGACGGGAUUCGAGAAAAAAGCCCAGUUGUACGGCAGAAAAUACCUGACCUCCUAGCCCACCAAAAUCUCCAAUGAUCUGUACAAAAAAAUAAAUAAACAAAUAAUAAAAUGUUGAAUUGAA
Diachasma alloeum is the source of this 642-nucleotide messenger RNA. It is a transcript of the gene Trs20, whose product is annotated as probable trafficking protein particle complex subunit 2. Gene Ontology annotation, biological process: endoplasmic reticulum to Golgi vesicle-mediated transport. Gene Ontology annotation, cellular component: nucleus; TRAPP complex; cytoplasm. Lineage: Eukaryota; Metazoa; Arthropoda; Insecta; Hymenoptera; Braconidae. The record is from RefSeq and is a predicted model, not a curated record. The coding region runs from base 154 to 576 and encodes 140 amino acids. The transcript has 3 exons.